Messenger RNA from Drosophila eugracilis, 1782 nucleotides. It is a transcript of the gene PIG-A, whose product is annotated as phosphatidylinositol N-acetylglucosaminyltransferase subunit A. Gene Ontology annotation, molecular function: phosphatidylinositol N-acetylglucosaminyltransferase activity. The coding region runs from base 91 to 1527 and encodes 478 amino acids. Gene Ontology annotation, biological process: GPI anchor biosynthetic process. Gene Ontology annotation, cellular component: glycosylphosphatidylinositol-N-acetylglucosaminyltransferase (GPI-GnT) complex. The transcript has 4 exons. The record is from RefSeq and is a predicted model, not a curated record. Lineage: Eukaryota; Metazoa; Arthropoda; Insecta; Diptera; Drosophilidae.
UACACUGACAUUUCUAGUUUAAGUUUUUGCACUUAUUUGUUUAUGUGGAAUGUCAACUAACUGGAGAUCCCAGAAGCUAAAUAUUGAAAGAUGCGCAUUUGCAUGGUGUCAGACUUCUUCUACCCGAGCAUCGGUGGGGUGGAGGAGCAUGUCUACAACCUUUCGCAAAUGCUGCUCAGCCUGGGUCACAAGAUCGUCGUGCUGACCCACGCCUAUGGAGACUGCUGUGGCGUUCGCUAUGUGACAGGUGGCAUGAAGGUAUACUAUCUGCCCAUCAAGGUGUGCUACAACCAGUGUAUCCUGCCCACUGCCGUUUGCAAUGUGCCAAUGCUGCGUGCGGUUCUUCUCCGGGAGCGCGUGGAAGUUGUGCAUGGUCACUCCGCCUUCAGUGCACUAGCCCACGAAGCGCUGCUAGUAGGCUCCCUCCUGGGUUUAAAGACUGUUUUCACGGAUCAUAGCCUUUUUGGCUUUGCGGACUUGUCGGCCGCUCUUACCAACAAUCUAUUGGAAGUCAACUUGGGCAUGGUGAAUCAUGCUAUCUGCGUAUCUCACAUAGGCAAAGAGAACACUGUAUUACGUGCUCGAGUCGCUAAACAUCGAGUUUCCGUCAUCCCCAAUGCAGUGGACACUGCUUUGUUUACCCCUGAUCCCCAACAGCGACCCAGCAAUGACCUAAUCAACAUUGUAGUGGCAUCGCGUCUAGUCUACCGCAAAGGUAUAGAUUUGUUAGCUGGCAUCAUUCCGCGCUUCAAAAACAAUCCUAAUGUGAACUUUAUUAUUGUUGGCGAUGGACCCAAGCGGGAUUUGCUGGAAGAGAUUCGCGAGAAGACAAAUAUGCAGGAAAGGGUGGAGAUGGUGGGCGCAGUUGAACAUGAUAAGGUACGCGAUGUCCUGGUACGAGGCCACAUUUUCUUAAAUACGUCACUGACUGAGGCCUACUGCAUGGCCAUUGUUGAGGCUGCUUCCUGUGGCCUGCAAGUGGUGUCAACUAGUGUAGGUGGAAUCCCAGAAGUUCUGCCGAAGAGUCUAAUACUAUUGGCGGAACCAGACAUAGACGCCAUACACGCUGCAAUUUUGGUUGCCAUCGAUCGGCAUCAAAAUAGUUCUUUUAAGAUAAGUCUUCCUUCCAAUGGUCAUUUGUCGUCAGAGACUAAUGGAAAAAGUAGGAGACGACGCCGCAAGAAAGUGGAUGCGCAUACAUCUCAUCCACAACUGCCAUCAUCCUCUGAUCCACCUACCGAUCAGGCUAGCUACACAGCGCCGUUGAUGUGUCCCUACAAAUGUAAUGAAUUGGUGGAAACGCUGUACAACUGGGAGGACGUGGCCCUCCGUACAGUGAAAGUAUACGAUCGUGUUCUGCAAGAGCGGUCUUUCACCACAAGCGAACUGGUGUUUGCUGUGUGGCAACAUGGAUCCUGGUUUCUUGUCUUCUUCGUAGUGGCACACUUCUUGGUGCGACUGCUGGAGCUUUGGCGUCCUCGAAAUAGAGUUGAGCUAGCACAGGAUAUGCAACGAUUACCCAGCUAGCGAAGACCAAACGGAUUUCAUUCUUCCGUGAACUAGUCAUAUUUACAUUUAUACACUUAAUGUCUAGUUAAGAGUUAACUUGAUGACAGUUUGCUUAAUCUUCCGUAAUCAAUAUAGCCACAAAAAUUUUAGUCCUUAUACCAACCAAAGACUAAAGACAGGAUCCUGAUAACAGAUUAUGAAGUAUUUGGAUCUUAUUAGAAAGCACCGCUAGUCGACUAUUAAACUUUAAAACUAUUUUAAGUAUUGCAAAAA